Messenger RNA from Phlebotomus argentipes, 525 nucleotides. RefSeq lists its product as uncharacterized. The record is from RefSeq and is a predicted model, not a curated record. The transcript is spliced from 4 exons. Lineage: Eukaryota; Metazoa; Arthropoda; Insecta; Diptera; Psychodidae. The coding region runs from base 1 to 525 and encodes 174 amino acids.
AUGAGGUUCAAUUUGCCCCAUCUUGUUGUGAUUUUCUCCCUCUUGUGCGGCAUCUUUGCGGCCGGUCACACAAAUGGCACAACAGUGAAGCGAUACCGAAGAUACUUGGGCUUUAUUAAGGGUGGAAAGGUUUUUUUUCGUGUGAAUAUAAAAGACAAUGUCAUAAAGUUGAAUCAACUUUGGGCCCAUGCUUAUGGCUUUCGCCAGAAUUAUGACAUCAACUGGCCAUUUCCGUCCAGCUACAAAGUCCGUCGCCGAGAUGUUCACGACACUCUCGAGACUUUUAUGGAGGGACUCGGCUUCGACGGUCGUGCUUGCUUGAGGAGGUCUGUUUGCGAGGCGAAGGACAUUCACGAGGGUGAGAGUGGCAUUUUCAGGAAGCUGUUCAAGAAAGUCUUUAGUGCAUCCUCUCCGUGGGCUGUUGACUUUCGGAGGCAGUCCUACAUGAUUCCCACUUCUUGCGAGGAAAUGCGCCAGUCGUGCCCCAUAAAUUUUCUGAAUUUGUCACCGUACACGGACUUGUGA